AUGAAGGACAGCCAUGCGAGCAAGCAGGGUUUCGAAAAGGAUUCAGCACGAUUGACCACAUCCACUGUUUCGAAACUCAUCGAGGUAUCACGAGAGUACAAGAUGCCGCUCUGUCUCACCUUCAUCGACUUAAAGAAGACCUUCGACUCAGUUGAGACGGAAGUGGUCGUGGAAGCCUUGGACAACCAAGGCGCCCCUACUCAGUACAUAAAGGUACUUCGAGAGUUGUACAGUAACUUCACGACCGGAAUUUCGCCAUUCUACAAGAACAUCAUCAUUGACGUGAACAGGGGGGUCCGACAGGGUGAUACAAUUUCACCCAAAAUAUUCACAGCCACCCUCGAGAACGCAAUGCGAAAGUUGGAAUGGGACGACAUGGGAGUGAAGGUUGAUGGUCGGCAGCUACACCAUUUGCGCUUUGCUGAUGACAUCGUACUGAUGACACCUGGCAUCAGCCAAGCGGAACGAAUACUGACCGAAUUGGACGAAACAUGUGGAUGCACCGGUCUUCAGCUGAGUCUGCAAGAGACAAUGUUCAUGCGAAACGGAUGGGUCUCGGAUGCCCCAUUCACGCUCAACGGAACGAACAUAUCUGAAUGCACCAGCUACGUUUAUCUGGGUCGGGAACUGAACAUGAUGAACGACCUGACCCCCGAGCUGAGCAGAAGGAGACGAGCAGCUUGGGGAGCGUACAAGAGCAUCGAGGAUGUAGUGAAGAAGACCAGGAACACCCGGCUCCGUGCUCACCUCUUCAACACCACCGUACUUCCUGCUUUGACUUAUGCUUCGGAAACCAGGGCAUUUCGCAAGCAGGAAGAAAACGCGCGCACUACAGGAAGACCGCCGACCCGAUGGUCAGAUUUCUUCACGAAGUCCUUCAAAGAAAAAUAUGAUGCUCUUCGUGUCCCACGCGAAAGGAGGAACCACUGGGCUACUCUGGCACACGAUCGGGACAAAUGGAAGAAUUACUGGCGCCCGCUCGACCAGUUCGAAGAUCAACGGGAGUCAAGGUGA
Molecule: messenger RNA, 1014 nt
Organism: Necator americanus (New World hookworm)
Lineage: Eukaryota; Metazoa; Nematoda; Chromadorea; Rhabditida; Ancylostomatidae
Exons: 2
Coding region: 1-1014 (337 amino acids)
Source: RefSeq, a predicted model, not a curated record